UUACGCAACGAAAUAAUGUCUUUGGCAUAUACAUACCAUAGAUAUUUAGUAGACAGGGAGAACCACAUAUUUUAUAUGUUUAAAUGCACUGUUCCGAACCAUGUCACACUCAGUCGAGCUCCGGGCACUCUUUGGGAAAUGGGCAACGCAGACGCUAAAAAAGAUGAAGGCCAAAAAACGGGCAAAAAGACUCACCGCAAGCUGAAGGAUGAACUGGAUCUAGUGGAGAAGAAGGCGUGUGCCUCUUGCGGCAAGAAAUGUUUGUUGGUUUUCGGCGUCGUUCUCAGUGUCGCUGUUGUCUUGUUGAGUCUAGCAGAGAUAGCGUCGACGGUGUCCACAGCAAUCGCCACUAAGCUGUUUAGUAGCGAAUUGUCCGGGCGAGUAGUAGCUUACAUCGUGCUAGCUGUGACUGCAGCGGUGGCUUUAUCUGCUGCCAUUUUUGCUGUAGUCAAACUGUUUAAGAAGAAAAAGAAAUCGCUGAAAAUCGUUGGAGGCGUCCUCUUCCUUCUGGCAGUAAUUCAAGCAAUAAUAGCUGGGGUCUCGGUGAAGGUGACCGUCAAAGACGAGUAUACCCUCGCGGAGUCCCUCAGGGAAUCCUUCCAUUUGGCAGCACAGGGGAACCAGGCUCACGUAAAGAAAUGGGCUACAACCAGCAGUGACCUCCAAUGCUGCGGGCUCUUCGGGCCAGAGGACUACAGACAGCCAAAUUCCUCACCCCUUUUCCCUCCAGACGUCCCUAUCUACUGCUGUCCCACGUAUAACUCCACUCAGUCGGCGAUUUUACAGGAAGUGGCCAGGCAAAUCUGCAAGUCUACCAGGUCGUACUACAAGAUAGGGUGCGGGGGACUGGUCCAGAAACUCGUCGUGAAGUUCGCUGACAUGGUGCUAACUAUCAGCAUUGUAUUGAUAGUUCUUGAGGUCAUACUGUCAUUGUAUUUGCAUGUGGUAUACAUAAAAAAUAAAAAAGAGACACAAUCUGAUAACGAUCACGAUAAGGACCAUGGCGGAGAAAAUGGAGACCCAAAACCUGAACCUCACAGUUGAAUAAAUUAGCUACUGAUACAUAUAAUAAAUGAACAAUACAAUUUACUCUAUAUAAUACUAUUCCUCGUGGACAGUGGCGCCACGCUCGUGGUCCUUAUUUAAUUGUGUAAGUUCAAUCCCUUUAAAAUUGUCACACGGUCGUACGAUGAUGAGACAGUCCAACAGAGUUUUCAAAUGUAUAUUUAUAUCAAGCAAAUUAAGUAGAAAUCGCUUUAUUUUUAAAACUUUUUAAUAAACGAUGAGCCUGGA
This is a messenger RNA of Plodia interpunctella (Indianmeal moth), 1293 nucleotides long. RefSeq lists its product as uncharacterized. Gene Ontology annotation, cellular component: membrane. The coding region runs from base 16 to 1044 and encodes 342 amino acids. Lineage: Eukaryota; Metazoa; Arthropoda; Insecta; Lepidoptera; Pyralidae. The transcript has 8 exons. The record is from RefSeq and is a predicted model, not a curated record.